CUAUGACAUCAGUGGAAAGAGGAGCGAGUGCGUUCUAAUCCGAAGCUGUUUCUUCACAAACACUAACGCGGACGGAGAGCUGAGCUACGGCUGGGUGCGAGGUUUUUAAUUGUACCGUGGUGUCCGUUUGUCCUGAAGAGAGAGGGCACUCCAGUGGGAGCUGCCUGAAUGCACAAGGCACCGAAGAUCUCAGUGUACCACCCUGCUCCGUUGAUUCACCUUUGCCGGCCAGGGAACAAGACAGGCCAAUUCAGAAAGGAGAGAGGAACAAACUGGAGCAGCUCGGCUCAGUCGUGGAACCAAGAGAAUUCAGCUGCGGGAAUACAGGGCAUUAAGCAGAGAGCAAGCCCUCUGAAAGGGCCGAGGAUGUUCAGAGGACAUAUUUUCUAGGUUGUUUUCUUGAUUUUAUAUUUUAAACUCCUAUAGAAAUUGACAUUUACAGCUUUAUUUAUUUCUUUUUAGAAAAUAGGAACUUUUCACUAACUGUGUACAUUUAAGAUCUUUAGUAUUGUGGAUAAAGCACGUUUAUGUAAUUGUUUGCUAAUCAGCCUAUUUGACUGUUACGAGAACAAACUUGUAGGACGGCAAGGGGAUUUUUCAGUUUCUCUUUCCCUUCCGUCAGCCUUGUUCUGUGAAGGUUAUCUUUCCGUCAAUUGUUUUAUUGCUUGUUCCUGGUUGAGUGCAAAAGGAAGGUAUGACUGUAUGACUGGAAUCUUUUGACCAGUGUUAUUAACUGGAAUUUGUGUCAUUCAGGACAAAUUGUUUUGGGUUUUUUGUUUUUGUUGGAAUUUUUUUCUAUCUCAAGUACGUAUGUGCUUUUGAGGAAGGGGGCUUUGUUGGACUGACUGACAUUACAGGUCUAGCACAACUUUGUGUAGGACAGUUCUGCCUCAGACUCCGUGAGCCUUACAAAGACACAAGGUAAAAGACUCAUCAGGUCAUCCCUGGGCAAUGGGAUCAGAAAAAGACUCUGAAUCACCCCAUUCUUCUGUCAGUGGCAUUCCCAAUCCCAAAUGUCGUGGGCCGGGCAAGAAGCAGGGCAGGAUCUCUUUCUCCAGCCUCUUCCACAGUAAACGGGGUUCUAAGGGGAGCAAAGCUAGUGCGGGUGCUCCUUUAGCCCAGCAGCUUCACCAACAGCAACAACUCCAGCAGCAGCUGCUUCUUCAGCCUCCUACGCCUACUGCUGCAUCCCCGGACCCCCCAGCCACCAGCGACUCAGCUGAGCCGUUGUCCUCCAGCCAGGCUUCCCUGGGUGGACAGGAUCUUCUGGAGUGCCCGCUGUGCCUGGUACGGCAGCCCCGAGAUCAGCUGGCUGAGCUGCAGGGCUGUAGUCACCGUUCCUGCCUCUGCUGCCUGCGCCAGUACCUGCGCAUUGAGAUUACGGAGAGCCGGGUGCAGCUCAGCUGCCCAGAGUGUGCCGAGAGACUGGCCCCUAGGCAGGUGGCCCUCAUCUUGGAUGAUGCUGCACUUCUGGAGAAGUAUGAGGAGUUUCUGCUGAGGCGCUGCCUUGCCUCGGACCCAGACUGCCGCUGGUGCCCUGCCCCGGACUGCGGGUUUGCAGUCAUUGCCUCAGGUUGUGCCAGCUGCCCCAGACUGGUGUGCCGCAGGGAAGGGUGCGGCGCUGAGUUCUGCUAUCACUGCAAGCAGGCUUGGCACCCCAACCAGACGUGUGAUUCAGCCCGACAGCAGAGGGCACUCUCCCUGAGAACACACAGCAACCACUCGCCCAGUUACACGGCCGAGCAGGGCCCCACUGAUGACAUCAAGCCCUGUCCCCGAUGUGGAGCCUACAUCAUCAAGAUGAACGAUGGCAGCUGUAAUCACAUGACCUGCGCCGUGUGUGGCUGCGAGUUCUGCUGGCUCUGUAUGAAGGAAAUCUCUGACCUGCACUACCUCAGUCCAUCAGGUUGUACCUUCUGGGGAAAAAAGCCAUGGAGUCGCAAGAAGAAGAUUCUGUGGCAGCUGGGAACUCUGAUUGGUGCCCCAGUGGGCAUUACUCUAAUCGCUGGCAUUGCAGUGCCUGCCAUGGUUAUUGGCAUCCCAGUUUAUGUAGGACGCAAGAUAUAUGCCCACUAUGAAGGGAAGAAGACCUCUCAGCACAGGAGGAACCUGGCCAUAACAGGAGGCGUGGCCCUGUCUAUCAUCACAGCCCCGGUUAUUGCAGCUGUCAGUGUGGGUAUCGGUGUACCCAUCAUGCUGGCAUAUGUGUAUGGUGUGGUGCCAAUAUCCCUGUGCCGUGGUGGGGGCUGUGGGGUCAGCAGAGGGAAGGGACGAGGAGUCAGGAUUGACUUUGAUGAGGACGAUGGUCCUAUUACAGUUGCUGACGCAUGGCGAGCACUGAAGUCCCCUAGCCUUGGUGAAAGCAGUCUGGAAGGAGCGGCCAGUGGCCUCAGCACCACCUCACCAAGCGAAGGUCUCUCAGUGGCCCCUGGGGGCCUGGGGGACACACCUCACUUCAACACACUAGCCGGAGGAGCUCUUGGAGCCAAGACGGGAAAAUACAGCAGGCUGGAGGUUCAAGGUGCUGAGCUAGGAAAAGAAGGUACUCGCAGAGAGACUGGGAGCUUGGGAGCAGCCAGUGACUGUGCAAGCACUCGAGGCAUGGCAGGUUCCAUUACCUCCUCCUACACCUUGCCUGACAGGGAGGGCACAAACCUAGAGAUUCAGGUGGACAUUGAAACCAAACCCAGCCAUCUGUGUCUAACUAGCGAAGAGGAUCUGGCUCCACCCACUGCCGCCGUGGCACCCGGCUCAGGGGAGGAACCUCAGGACUGCAGCUCGCGCAGAGGCGGGAUUUUAUCCAGCUCAUCUUUGGGGCUGUCACCUGGGGGGUCACUCAGGGAGGGGCUUCGUGAUGUCACGCUGGCUCAGCCAGAGAGCAUCCGCAGUGACUUGGAGAUGUCCGACACGCAGUCGGACGACAUCGCCGAGCUCACAUCAGAUGACUGUGACUCCCCCCAUCCCAAGAGCUCCCGUCCUCCUCCCCUGCCCCAGCCCACCUGCCGAGCCUUGAACUCCACCGACGGCCUGCACUGUCCCGAUAACGUCAUCCUUUACGUGUGAGGGAUCUAAGAGCUCUCACUAUUGCACAGAUCUAGCUGUUUCUGAGCAUUUCAUUUAUGACAGCUUUUCACGUUAAUUUGCUGCUUUUUGUAACAAUUAAAACACCUUACAUUUCAGGCAGUUCGGUGGCAUGUGCCUGUCAGACUGCCUGUUGAUCUGUGUUCCUGUCUGUUUUGCCUAAGGAACUGGCAGGGCUCUACCUCUACAACUAUUCAUACUGUUAGUAAUUCAUAAAGUUGUUUGUUUACUUAUUGGUGCGACAAUGCCUUGGCUAUUUAAGCAAAAAAAAGAGAAAAAGGUUAAACCAUAGGUACUACCAUUACCACAAGAAUCCUUGUGAGGGGGCAAGGGAAACUAAUGCUACAGAGUGAAAUCAUCAAGCACACAUCUACGGUAGGGUUUAGACAGACUACGUUUUCUAUGUAUGUUGAAGUGUGUAUGUUUUACUUUCUUUCUACAUUCUUUUUUUUCUUUAUUUAUAACUAAAAUGAGCUGGAAAUUGUAUGAUUUGCUGUAUGCAUGUGUAUGCAUGACCUGCGCUUGUAUAUGAGGAUACAAGCCUAGUACGUAGUGGUUGCAUUGACCAAGUUUGCACAGUGAUGAGAUGUAAACGGACCUGCACAGAUGAUGGAGUUCAGUGAUGGAGGAGAGUCAUUGUUAAAGGAGAUCGAUCACUUUCUCAAGCAGAUAGAUUCACCCUGAUCACUGUCUGCCUGCCUUAGAGACAGCACUCAUGCUCUGUCCCUGUUCUUCACUGACUGACUGUCUGACUCACUGACAACACUGUCUGUGCCCACAUGUGUCUGCUAUGAGUGUAUGAGAGUGAAUGUGUCUUUUUAUUUGUUUGUAUUAAAUCAUAAAUGGCAUCAACAGAAAGGCAGACCAUGAGAUGCACUUUUUUUGGAACAUAACCCUGUAUUAUCAUGGACUCACUGCAAUGUGUUUGGACUUAUGCAUUUCUGAGUAAUAAACUGAAUUAAAUGGAUGGGCUUUCUGCACUUUAUAAUAUGAUUUGUUAGUGUUCUGCAAGUUAGUGUCUCUCUCUCGCCUUUCCCUCUUACCAUUCAUAUCUUAAUGGAUGAUGACUCAAUUUCUUUUAACUAUAUCCCUGUCGGAUGACAAAGCGUUUGAGUGUGUAUCAUACAUUUGCUAUGUCUGGAUGUAAUGAACUGUUGGAUCAUCUCUGUAUGCUUGUUUGAUCUCAGAGGCUGCAUUUUUGCUUACUAUUUUACUUUCAAUUAUAUGGGAGACCGUUCUUUGUAAUAUUGAUUAUUGAUAGUAUUGUGUGGUGAUCAUAAAAAGGGCCAUCUCUUAAGAUACCAGCCCUGGAAACAUGAUCCAAUCAAGCAUUUCUGCUUUUGUGAGGCAAUGUGCUGACCAUAACAAAGAAAAUAAACUGCUUGAAUUUGACAAUAAACAUGGCUAAAUUAAUACUGAAAUGAAACUCUA
Molecule: messenger RNA, 4512 nt
Organism: Pygocentrus nattereri (red-bellied piranha)
Lineage: Eukaryota; Metazoa; Chordata; Actinopteri; Characiformes; Serrasalmidae
Gene: rnf19b
Product: ring finger protein 19B
Exons: 10
Coding region: 952-3063 (703 amino acids)
Biological process (GO): positive regulation of proteasomal ubiquitin-dependent protein catabolic process; ubiquitin-dependent protein catabolic process; protein polyubiquitination
Cellular component (GO): cytoplasm; ubiquitin ligase complex
Molecular function (GO): zinc ion binding; ubiquitin protein ligase activity; ubiquitin conjugating enzyme binding
Source: RefSeq, a predicted model, not a curated record